Molecule: messenger RNA, 3588 nt
Organism: Nematostella vectensis (starlet sea anemone)
Lineage: Eukaryota; Metazoa; Cnidaria; Anthozoa; Actiniaria; Edwardsiidae
Product: ADAM 17-like protease
Exons: 19
Coding region: 91-2334 (747 amino acids)
Biological process (GO): Notch signaling pathway; membrane protein ectodomain proteolysis
Cellular component (GO): plasma membrane
Molecular function (GO): metalloendopeptidase activity
Source: RefSeq, a predicted model, not a curated record
CGGUGCGGGGCACUGGGCAAGGGCGCUGAAGUAUUUUGGUAUAAUGUCGGAUUGAAAGUUGCUGUCUUAGUCGAUUAUUCAUCUUCUAGAAUGUCUUGCCGGUGUGGGACCCUGCUAUUCGUUUUAUCUAUUCUACUAGUCAAUCUAUGUCAAGGCCACUUAGAUGAAAUACUGAAAAACUACAAUACCCUACAAGUCAGAGACAUUAACCAUUCGGUUAGGAGAAGACAUGUGUACGGACAUGAAAAGGCUUCAGAGAAAAUCAUAUCAUUUGAUACAUUGGGAAGACAUUUCACCCUUCAGCUUUCUCCUAACUCUGGUCUUUUUGGAGAGAGCUUCAAAGCUUUUGCUGUUGAUAAUAAAGGGAGAGAAAGUGAAAUUCCUGUGGACAAAGAGAGUUUUUAUAAAGGAACUGUACAAGGCGAAAAGGACUCACAUGCCAAUCUCCAUGUCGAUGAUGAUGGAGUCCUGACAGCAAUGAUAAGCACUCCAAAUGAGACAUAUGUCAUAGAGCCAUCCUGGAGACAUUUAAACUCCAGAAAAUUUGAGAUGAUAUCAUAUCGUCACUCUGAUGUGAAAUUUAACUUCACUGGCAACAAAACAUCUCCCACUGGAGGGAAGUUGCCAUAUGGUUUCUGUGGACAUGACUCACAUCAUGCAAAGACACUCUACAGCUCACAACACAUCCCGGAUCUGACUCAGCACCGUGCGCGCCGUGAUGUGAUGCCCACCAGAGUCCGGUGCCCCUUGGCUCUUGUUGCAGACUAUCGCUUCUAUGAGCAGAUGGGCCAGAAGAAUGAAAAAAACACAAUCAAUUACAUGAUAGGAGUAGUAGAUCGUGUCGACCAAAUCUACAAAUCUACCGUGUGGGAUGUUAAUUAUGGUGGCUUUGGAUUUGAGAUUGGACAGGUCAUAGUUCACAAGGAGAGUGGAGGACCGCAGUACAAUGCCCCACUUAAUUUGUGGAACAUCAAAAAACUACUGGAGACAUUCAGCUACGAGAAGACUUGGAGGGACUACUGCCUGGCCCACUUGUUUACAUAUCAGGACUUUGCUGAUGGUGUCAUUGGUCUGGCGUAUGUUGGUAACGCCAAGAGGAAUGCUGUAGGGGGAAUAUGCACUGAGGAGUAUCGUACAUCUAGCCGUACCUUGUACCUUAACACCGGGCUGAGCAGCAGCGUUAACUGGGGACGUCGCGUGCUGACUGAGGAGGCAGACAUUGUGACGGCACACGAGUUUGGUCAUAAUUUCGGCAGUGAGCAUGACCCUGAAGGCGAAGAGUGUGCCCCGGAUGAGCGAAAUGGCGGGAAAUUUAUCAUGUACCCUGCGUCGGUCAGCGGUCAGCGGGAUAACAACAAGAAAUUCUCUCCGUGUAGUAAACGACAAGUUUCUUAUGUGCUGAAAUCCAAAUCAGAGCUUUGUUUUAAAGAACCACGUGACAUCAUCUGUGGUAAUUACAAGCUCGAGGAAGGCGAAGAGUGUGACCCCGGCAACCUUGGCGUGACUGGGACCAAGUGUUGUACACGUGACUGCAAGCUGGUGAAGGACACGCAAUGCAGUGAUGGCUAUGAUUCUCCAUGUUGUGAGGGAUGCCAGUUCAAGGCAAAAGAUAAAAUAUGCCGUGCCGCUGACCCGCAGCAUUGCACCGUGGACACGUUUUGCACAGGCAAAAGUGCUUCGUGUCCGCCAUCUGAAUACCAACAGGACAACUAUACAUGCAUUGAAGGAGGGAAGUGCCGGUCGGGCAAAUGCGUUGAAUUCUGCAUCACGGAGGGACUGGAACCUUGCUUAUGUAACGAGGGUGCUGACGCAUGUAGGGUUUGCUGUCAAUCAAACAAGAAUGCGCCGUGUGCGCCGUGGAAGAACAGAACUAGUGGAGAAUACCUCACGAUCAGCGAUGGGCGUAUCUGCAGAACUGGCAUGUGUAGACAAGGCAAGUGCGAGAAAACUACCCAGGAUGUGAUUGAGCGCUUCUGGACUCUUCUUACCAACUUAGACGUGAACACAUUCGUGGAGUUCAUGCGCGCGAACAUCGUGGGGACCAUCUUAUUCUUUGCCGCCUGCAUCUGGAUUCCUGCGAGCUGCAUCGUGCAUAGAAUCGACGUGCGUCACGACAAGGAAGAGCAAGAGGAGCUACAAUGGCGGGACCCAAAGAAUACGCAGUUGUUGCGGACCCUGGAGCCGACGAGCAAAGGAAUGUACAUAUAUCGCCAGGACUCGUUUACAAGACCCGCCAAUCCUCAAAAACCGCUCAAACUUAGCUAUAACUAUGUGAAAACAAGAAAGAAGCCAAACCUCCAGGUCGCUAUAGGAAGGGACAACCCUGACGCCUAGUGCACUGAUAGCGACUUCCGGUCACUUUAAACAAGUUCGAGUAGUAACAGAAAUAACUAGUAUACUGAUAGCUAGUUCUGAUAAGUUAUCAUUGAUAGCUAGUUCUGAUAAGUUAUCAUUGAUAGCUAGGUCUGAUAAAUUAUCAUUGAUAGCUAGUUCUGAUAAGUUAUCAUUGAUAGAUAGUUCUGAGAAGUUAUCAUUGAUAGCUAGUUCUGAGAAGUUAUCAUUGAUAGCUAGUUCUGAUAAGUUAACACUGAUAGCUUGUUCAGAAAAGUUAUCAUUGAUAGUUAUUUACAAUUAGUUAUCCUGGAUAGUUCUUUCCAAUAAAUUAUCAUUGAUAAGCUACUAGCUCCAAGAAUUGGUUUUGGAUAGCUAGUUCCUAGAAGUGAUUGAUAGCUAUUUCCAAGAAGUUGUCGUUAGUAAUCUAUUUCCCAUUUACAUGGAAGUAACAUAUCAAUCAAUGGCUAUCGUUUUUCUAAAUUGUCCAAAAAAAGGAAUGGGGUGAGCGCGCCGGAAACCUGUGAUUGUCUUAAGUGUUAGGAUCUGGGCCGGUUUUUCAAGAUCUCCUAUAUAAUCGUUGUUAACAAAAUUUUCUGUUUACGUGGAAUUUCUCGACUUACGCUGUUCCAAGAUAGGGAAAAGUAUUAAAGCGGACUCCCAGAUUGGGUAAUACAUAGUAAUAGCUAUCGAUGAGAACGUGAUUUUCUUUUGCUUCAACAGCUUCUCGAGUUUCCUUUUGAGAGCCAAUGAAGAGGCCCUUUGGUGCUUUGAGUAAAGAGUGUAUCAGGAUAUCUGUGAUAAAGGCGCAGAUUUAAUUAACCGCUAACUGUUCUCCAACCAUAAAUCAGAAGGUUUAUUGAGAAUCGGUUGAGGAAAUAAUUAAGUAAAACAGGCUUGUUUAAGAAAGAGUUGAAAGGUUACCAUAAUUACCUAGAUCCGGAGCUGAAAUUGCUAUUUUUCUUAGUCAUUUCAAUAGAAUUAGGAGUUUUUCGUUACACGUUUGUAACAGUAUUUAGAAAUACGUCCCUACCGAGGAUAUAAUUGAUAAUUAAAAAAUGUGUAAAUUAUGACUGUAGAAUUUAUCGAAGGCCAGUACAUUUUUUUCUAUGGCAAUAAGCAUCAACUGAACUCACUUAUGUUUUAUUUGUAUAUCUGAUGUAAUUUCUCCAAUAUACAAACUAUGAGUUAUGUACAUCAAAAUGUUUGCUUGUAAAAUUUAAUUUUUUUUUAUAAAUAAAGUUUAUUUGACCUGUA